This is a messenger RNA of Spinacia oleracea (spinach), 6180 nucleotides long. RefSeq lists its product as uncharacterized. Bases 236 to 2746 code for a protein of 836 amino acids. Gene Ontology annotation, molecular function: protein binding. Gene Ontology annotation, biological process: transcription by RNA polymerase III. NCBI's taxonomy places the organism in Eukaryota, Viridiplantae, Streptophyta, Magnoliopsida, Caryophyllales, Amaranthaceae. The record is from RefSeq and is a predicted model, not a curated record. Gene Ontology annotation, cellular component: transcription factor TFIIIC complex. The transcript has 14 exons.
CCCAUUUGGUUUAUAAAUGUGCUCUCCUCAAGACUCUACUCGAACUCAAAUUCGAACUUUUGAUUGUGAUUUGUGACCAGCACAUUUUCUCCGUUCCUGACUCGAACCUCUGACCUCAACUUCAGAAAAGAAGUAAAAUAUUCUGAAUUGCACCACCGCAACGCGGUGGCGUUUGAACUACUUGAAUCGCCGCCAAAGUUCGCAAAACCCUAAAACCUCUGGAGAAACCACAACAAUGGAGGUCAAAACCAUGAACAAAGAGUCAACCAAUAACGACGAGAAGAUGAAGAACAAAAAAGGAGAGGGAAAAACAAGUAAAAUAGCGGAAUCCCAAGGUUCUGUAGGAAGAACAGCAAUACCUUUGAUUGAGUUUACUACUUCUGCUACUAAGACUACUAGUAAUGCUUCUGCUAGCGACGGUUCGGGCAUCAAAGUUUCGAUGUUUGAUUAUACUGUUGAGAAUCAUUUUAAGGCAAUGGAUAUGAUCUACAAGCUUUGUGGUGAAGAGUUAAAUGGUGGUUUGGUUGAUGGCCAGGUUGAACGCCUAGCAUCUACAAUCACUUUCCUUAGUGAGUGGAGAUACUUCAAUUACAAUCCAAGAACUGUUCGCUUUAUGUCCAAAACAGGACGUCCCAAUGGGAUUGAAGCUCAUAAUGAGAUACUUUUAUCUCAAUUCUCAUCUGCUAUGGUGCCAAAGUGUGAUAUGGAGGCAGGUAAAGGUCCCAGUUCCGUAUUGUCUACUGAUUCCAGGAAAGAUUUUGUCUUAUAUGUUGGUGGACUAGUUUGGUCAUUGGAUUGGUGUCCCAGGAUAGAUCAAGGAACAAACUCUCGUGCAAAAUGUGAGUUUAUUGCUGUUGCUGCCCAUCCUCCUGAUUCAACUUACCACAAGCUUGGAGAUCCACGUAUUGGCCGAGGGAUGAUUCAGAUAUGGUGUCUAUUAAACUGUACAUCAAACGAUGUUAUGCAAGCUCCUGUAGGGAGCAUAAAACGGAAAUAUCAAACCAAUAAGGUUGCAAAUAAGGGAGAGAGUAAAGUCAGCAAACCCGUGAGGCCUAGAGGAAGACCUAGAAAGAAUCCAAUAGAGAAAAUUACUGUCAAAGACCCUGAAUGUCAGAUCAGUCCACCUCUUGAUAUUCAGCUUCCAGAAAAUAUAUUAGAGGUGCGUCCUGCUAAUGAAAUCAUGCUGAGCACUCAUGCCUCCCAGGAUACAUCAACUCUUAUCAGUAAAGCAAAAGAAAAACAUCAAAUUAUUGUGGUUUCUAAGGAGGAAAACAUACAAAAGAAACCCAGAGGAAAUGUUAGAAAGAGUGCAAUUAAGAAUUCGAUUGAAGAUUCUGAAUACCAGUUUAUACCAGCUCUUGCUGUUCGGCUUUCAGAACAUUCAUCGAAUGGGCCUCCUGUGGAUGAAAAUAUACGGAUUGACCCUUCUCCAAGGAAAGGAACGCAAAGAAAAAGGAAAGCUGUCCAUAAUGAAAAUGUUACAGUGGAUGAAAUUUCAAGAAUUCUCAAUUCUGAUGGACGGUCUUUUGAAGCUCCUAACAUUGAGUUUCCAGAAAGUAUGGAAAACAUUUCCGUAACAGAAGAUAAUUUAUUGAAUGCCUCAGGGCCUCUUGAACAAACUGGUAAAAGGCGUACCAGUAAAAGAGUGCUUGCAUCUGAUAUGGAUUGCACUCUUGCAGUGUUGAGGAGAAGGUUGAGUAACAAGUCAAAAGCAUGUAAUAACUUAGACCUUGACAACAGUGGUUUGCCAAUUGAAAAUUUGGGUGAGGGACCUUCUCUAGCAAGUCUAGACGAAACUUACUUUCAACAAGGUAAUAUGGUAUCAGGAGGAGAUGCUGUUACUGGUCUCCCAGUUCUGAGUUCCGGUGGUGGUCAUAUCCUAGAGGAUGUUAUUCUCCCUAGAGUUGUCUUGUGCCUGGGUCAUGAUGGAAAGGUUGCAUGGGAUGUGAAAUGGCGCCCCCCAGCUGAUGCUGAUGAAUCUGUUAACAGGCAUAGAUUGGGCUAUCUUGCUGUUGUUCUUGGGGAUGGAUCUGUGGAAGUGUGGGAAGUUCCUUCUCCUCAAAUAAUUAAUUGUAUCUAUGCAUCUCGACAUGCAAAGGAUGCAGAUCCUCGAGAUCCUCGUUUUGCAAAAUUGAAGCCCGUAUUCCGAUGCUCAGUAUUAAAGUAUGGUGAUAGACAGAGUAUGCCUCUGAUUGUGGAAUGGUCGGCUUCUCCUCCACACGAUUUGAUAUUGGCUGGAUGUCAUGAUGGAGUGGUUGCUUUGUGGAAGUUUUCUGUAGAUGUCCCAUCUGAAGAUGCCAGACCUCUGCUGUGCUUUAGUGCUGAGACAGGUCCUAUUAGAGCCCUUACUUGGGCCCCAUAUGAAGGUGAUCCGGAGAGCUCAAAUAUAAUUGUCACUGCUGGGCAUGCAGGGCUGAAAUUCUGGGACUUGCGUGAUCCGUUCCGGCCUCUGUGGGAUGCAAAUCCCUCACAGCGUUUCAUAUAUGGUCUUGAUUGGGUGCCUGAUCCAAGAUGUGUCCUUGUAUCCUAUGAUGAUGGAACACUACGGAUGCUUAGUUUAACGAGAGCUGCAUAUGAUGUUCCAAUUACUGGACAACCUUUCAGUGGAACGCAGCUACAAGGAUCGCACAGUUAUAAUUGUUCAUCAUUUGCCGUAUGGAACAUUCAUGUGUCACGACUAACAGGGAUGGUUGCAUAUUGCUGCGCAGAUGGAACUGUACUCUAUUUCCAGGUGCUUUACAGGUGACUUAGAAAAUAAUUUCUCUAAUCAAAGCCGCCUCAUUUCUGUAUCCCUGGUUAAAAAUAUUGUCCUUUCAUUGUCAUCGAAUCUAGUAAGAACUCCGUAAACAGCAUCACAUAUAACUUGAACUUGUCACCAGUUUUCUUUCUAAAUCUAACAGCAACUUGUAGUUAAACAGGGAACUCAAAAGGAGUUCUAUUAGAUCUCAACAGCUUUAAUAUUUCUUGCCAAAUUGAAGCAGAAUAAGUGUGCUGGCCUACUGGGCCUUUCUUUAAUUAAAAUGUUGUAAUUUACAGUAGAAAGAUAUCCAAAAUUCUACUCAAUAACUGUCUCAGGAAAACCCAGUUCUAACAGCACAACUGUCAAGAAACGCCACUCAAUGUAGUCAUAAGCUGAUAAGCCUUCUUUAAGUCUACCUUAAUCAUGCACCUUGGAGAUAUAUUAGCUCUACCACCCCCCUUUAUCAAUUCAAUGUCAAGAACUAUAAGAUAUUAGACUUCCUGCGAAACCUACUUGGCAUCUAUACACUAUACUAAAAGAGAGGACAUCAAUGUGAUGAUGACAAAUGUCACUCUAUGAUUCACCUCUCUUUUAAUAUAAAUAAUUAAAACAAAAUAAUAUAUUUGACUUUACUACUAAAUAUACAAAGUACAUACUUCCUCCGUUCCACAAUAGAUGCAUCGUUUCUCAUUUGCGCACUAUUCAUCAAUCAAUUUUGACAAUCACUUUUCCACCGUUGUGUAAGAAAAAACAUAGUCAAGUGAGAUCUUGUUAAAUUCGUAUUAAUGCAAGGAUUCCAAAUAUCAACUUUUUAUAAUUAUUACUUAUACGCAUUUAGAUAUAUUAAUGUUCAAAGAAGUGUAUUGGCAUACGUGCAAAUAUAAAUGAUGCAUCCUUUGUGAAACAGAGGAAUUACUAAUUAAAGUGUAGCCAAAAAAAUAUUGUAACAAUCAUUUCCAUAUUAAAAUAUUCCAUGUGCUCUUACAAUAAUAUUGAAUAAAUACUAUGCCUAAUAUUUAAUGCUAUAUCUCACACCCAAUAUCUCAAGCUUAAUAUUUUAGACUCCCUAACAAAAUUUUAUCUUAGUACUAGGUUAAGUUAAUAAAAAAAUUAUUUCAAUAGGAAUUUAUUAUCAAAAAAAAUAAACAAAAUAAAAUGACACUAUAAAGUUCUGAUAUAAUUUGAAUAUUUCCUCAAUUAUUUUAUCUAUUUUUUAACAUCUGAUAAACAUUUUUUUUUUGACAUAAGCUAACUAAAAGAACAACUACGGAAAAUUAGAAAAAGACAAUAAACUAUCAACAACGCCUUUUGCUUGAGCAUGUGCCUGAUGAACCCGUUGUCGCUCCACCUUGUGAAUACUCCCUCAUAAAAGUGCCUUCCUUAAACGCUGGGUCUCGCUAACUGUCCAUAUCAUCUGUAUCUCAAUUGACUCUUCUACCAAAAGCAUUAGAACAUAGAAUAAAUCAAUAACGAAAAAUUUAAAAAAAAUAAAAAAAAGUAAUGAACUCUUAUAUUUCAUAACACUCCUCUUGGAUGCCCAUUAUUAAAGAGUAUUAUUGGCUAAAUCUAAAAAAUAUUACACGUAUUAUUAGUAAAAGAAACAGUUUUUAUGUAAAGAAAUUUUGCAUAUAACUAAAUUAAAGAGAGACAAUUAAUGUAACUAAAUUUUGUAACUUUUUAUGCUGAACUUGUAUUCUUCAAAUCAUUAUUAUCAUAUUAUUUUGAUUCUUUGCAUAGUAAAUAAAAUAAAAUAAAAUCAAAAUAUUUGUUGUGAUUUAUAUAGUCUAAAAUAUAGAAGGAAAGAAAUACUCUCUGGGUUCUUGAAUGCUAGUACUCUUUUCGUAUUGAGUUGCUUUUAAAUUAGUCCCUUAGGAUGUUUCCUUAUUUGUCCAACAUAUAUACCAAUUAUACCCUCAUAAAAAUUCAAACAACCCACUUGUUUACUCCCAAAUAAACAUUUAUCCCUAUUAAACCCCUUAGUUAUUUUUCUCUCUUAACUCUAUGAUUUGCCUUGUUAUGAUAUAUUGCUAAUUGUGCAUAAAUAAUAUAUAAUAAAGGAAUAUAUUAUUCUUUUAUAUAAUUUUUUGAUAUGUUUAAUUCUUAUUUUUACAAUGCUUAUAUAACUGUUGUAAUUAUGUAAACACCUUAAAUAACUAACUUAAAAUUGAAUGAUAUUAAAAUUAAAUCAAUAAUAGUUUAGUAAUAUCUAAAUAUAAAUUCUUAAUUUAGAGAGAAUUAAGGAUGCUCUUUUAUUUUUAACACUCCUCCUUGAAGAGCUUCCUUUGAACGCCAAUUUUUUCUCUUAAUCGGUCAAAGCUUGCUUUCGGAAGUGCUUUUGUAAAUAUGUCAGCAAUUUGUUCUUCAGAAGUACAAUGAACAAGGCUGAUCUUUCCUUCACUUUCAACUUCUCGGACAAAGUGAUAUUUUAUUUUGAUAUGUUUUGUUUUUUGGUGUAGAACUGGAUUCUUAGCUAUAGCAAUAGCAGAUUUACUAUCGCAAAAUAUCUGUGGAUUGUUUUUGAACUUCACCAUUUCUGCUAAAAUUCUUAUAAGCCAUAUUGUAUAUAUUCAGCUUCUGCCGUAGAUUUAGCCACAGUAUCUUGCUUUUGGCUAAGCCAAGAAAAUACGCCCAUUUCCAAGUGAAAACACGUAUCCCGAUGUAUUUUUCAUAUCAUCGAUAGACCUAGCCCAAUCAUUGUCCGAAUAUCCAAUUAGCUCCGAAUUUUUAUUUGGCGUAUACCAUAUUCCAUAAGCCGAGGUUCCUUUUAGAUAGCGAAGAACUCUCUUAAUUGUUUGCAAAUGUAUUUGACUUGGUUUCUGCAUAAACCUUGCCAACAUGCUUACAACGUACAUCAUAUCUGGUCUUGUAGCAGUUAGAUAUAAUAAGCUUCCAAUUAUGCUUCUGUAUUGUUUAAGAUCAGUAUCUUCUGAAUCAUCUUCUUUGCUCAACUUCUCAUUUUGAGCUAAAGGAGUGGAUGCUGGUUUGCUAUUUUCCAUCUUAAACUUUCUUAAGAUGUUUUGUGCAUAUUUCUUUUGACUUAUGAAGAUCCCUUCUUCUGUUUGCUUAAUCUCCAUACCCAGAAAAUAGUUCAUUAAGCCAAGAUCAGUCAUUUCAAAUUGAUUCAUCAUUUCUUGCUUAAACGCUUCUAUCAUAGAUAAAUCAUCCCAGUAAUGAUUAGGUCAUCCACAUAAAGAGAUAAGGUGAUAAUGCGUGACCCAUCUUUCUUGAUGUAUAAGGUUGCUUCAUUAGGACUCCUCUUGAAACCUUGUUGAGUAAAGUAACCAUCAAUUCUACUAUAGCAAGCUCGCGGAGCUUGCUUGAGCCCAUAUAGAGCUUUCUUCAAUCUCAAUACUUUAUCUUCUUUUCCUUCCACGACAAAACCAAGAGGUUGUUCAACAUAUAUCUCUUCUUGAAGAAAUCCAUUUAGAAAGGCAGAUUUA